AUGCCCGGCCACCCCGGCAGUGACAAGGCACGGCAGAAGCGAUCGGUGUCCCCCCACUCCAACCUCCUUCCAGGGAAUCGCACCGAGCGCUGCUGCACCCGAGCCUCCCCGUCCCUGAGCGGUGCCCGCUUUGCCGGUACCACCCGCGGCCCCGGGCGGCUGUCGCGGCGCAGACAGCUCCCCUUCCUCCGUGGCUCUGCCUCCCCCGGUUCCGCCGCGGGCUGCGGCUCCUCCCGCGGGCGCGGCGGGGGCGGGCCCGGCCGGGGCCAUGCCGGGCGGCGGGGCCGUGCUGCGGCGGGCGCUGCUGGGAGCGCGGCGGGCGGCGGGCGGCGGCGGCAGCCCCGCGGCCAUGUCCUCCCAGUCUCACUGGUUGACGACAGAGGAAAGGAAUCAAGUUUUACUGGAUCUCAAGCUUCAGGCUGGUCUGAGCUGGGAGAAAGAGAUGCCAUCUACAAGGAGUUCAAUUUCAAAAAUUUUAAUCAGGCUUUUGGAUUUAUGACACGUGUUGCUCUGCAAGCAGAGAAGAUGAAUCACCACCCAGAAUGGUUUAAUGUCUACAGCAAGGUUCAGAUAACUCUGAUUUCCCAUGACUGCGGUGGGCUGACCAAGAGAGACGUGAAGCUGGCUCAGUUUAUUGACAAAGCUGCUGCCUCGGUUUAACCAGGAUAUAAAUGGCUUUAACAGAGUGUCCACAUAUAUUUUGUUUUUAAAUUGUAUCUCUCUUUCCUUGUAAUCCUGAUUUCCAAAACCCAUAGAGGGAAGAUACUUUGUAAAAGGAGUGGCUGUGCUUUUCUGACCUUCAGUACCUUAGCCUUGAGACCUCUUUUAAUGCCUGUGCUUGUCCUUUCCCAUUGUCCUUUCCCAUUCCCUGGUUCUGCAGGAGAAUGAAGUGGAUAAACCAGCAAUAAAUAAGCUUUGAACAAUCCUUUUUUAGAAACUAAACUGUGCUGGAAUGAAACCAGGAGGCCACCCAUGUGUGUUGGUGUUCCCCAAGCUCACAGGGACUGGUGGCAGCUGCCAUAGGAGCCUCCCCCCUGCUUGGCCACUUCCCUUCUAUGGCUUUGUACAUCUCUGCACUUCCAACAGUGUAAGAGCAGCCUGGCCAGGUCAGUCCCCUCUCACUUGGUACCAUCAUCUCUGCCAGUGACCAGUGACAAGUGCGAGGACGCUGGGGAGAGCAGUGCAAGCUGCUGCUGAUGUGUCCUUGGAGUUGCAGCUCAACUGGCAGGAACAGCUGUAUCCAGAGUCGCUGCUUGAGAGCCUUUCCCCGUCUCAGAGUAUAGAAUCGCAUAACCACAGAUGGGUUUGGGUUGGAAGGAGCCUUAAAGCUCAUCUCAUUUCAACCCCCUGCUGUGGGCAGGGUCAGCUUCCACUAGACCAGUUUGCUCCAAGCCUCAUCCAGGCUGGCUUGGACAUUCCCAGGUGCAGGACUGGAUCUUGGAGUUGCUGAAAACUUUGGCGCCGGUACCGCAAAUGCAGAAUGUCCCGGUGAGCUCCCAGCUCCCACAGCGUUAAAUGAAACCUGUGCUUGAGUGCUUGGCCAGGUCAGUGCUCAGCUCCCUGCAGGAUUGAGCCACUGCUGGUGUUGUAGUGCUCCAGUACCUGCUGGAUCAGGCUGGGGGUGGCUUGGCCAAGUGCCCGGAGCCCUGGCCAGGGCUGCCGGCGGUGAAGGAAGCGGCAUUAGCAGGAUUCUUGCUAAGCUGGGCUUGACUGAAGCUAUGCUCACCCCCUUUUUUUUUUUCAUAGCUAGAAUUACUCGUUGCAAACAUUGUUGCAGGAGUUGCAGAUCCCACUGACAACGUUUAAAAUAGUUCCUUCCGUGGUUUGAAUGUCUUUGUUUUUAUCCUAUGAUCCUCCCCGAGACAGAUUUCCAGUGCCGGCAGGGAGAUUUCAUCCUGCUUAAAGCUUGCAGGAGGGCCUCUCCCCCUGCAGUGCCCCUGCUGGGUGUCCCCAGCGUGCUCUGUCAUGCCCUGCCAGCAGCUCCGGGUGCGGCGCUGCCGGGAGAUUGACACCUCCCAAAUGCCGGAGUGCAUUGCUCAGAUGACACCGGCGGCACAGCCACCAGCUACCGAGAGGGGAGAAGCACCACUGCCAAAAUCUAUAUCGGGGCUCCGUGCGAGGUGUGUGGUCUGUCAGAUAUUUUGGGAUGCAAAAUGCCAUGAGCUGCCACCCAAGUGACUGAGUCGAUAAAAUGAGGAAGAUGUUUUUUGUAAAUCCUCAGCAAACACACGUCACGUGCUAAUUGGUCACACACAGGAAGCGAGAUGUUGGGGUUUAUUGUCAGUAACCCUGCUUGGGAUAUCAAGUUAAUUCCUAAAAAGACCCAAAUUCAGACUACGUGCUCAGCUGUUCUUUUCUCACAAGUGCCUUUCCCCAGUGAAGUGGAGGAUUUCCCUGAUAUGGUUUGAAAAUUGUCGCUGUUGUGAAGAGUGAAUAAAACUAAAACAAACAUCCAGGCUGUGAUGUCUCCUGUUAGUGGUGGGGAAGUGAAAUGAGCUUCACCCAAAGUUUUGACAACAUCUCUAAUGAAGUGUGUAAAGUCUGUUGUUCAGAACUGAUGUAUAACGCGUGGGCUUUGAAUAAAACCAAUAAAAUCAAA
Messenger RNA from Serinus canaria (Common canary), 2599 nucleotides. RefSeq names its product pterin-4 alpha-carbinolamine dehydratase 2 (gene PCBD2). The record is from RefSeq and is a predicted model, not a curated record. Gene Ontology annotation, biological process: tetrahydrobiopterin biosynthetic process. Lineage: Eukaryota; Metazoa; Chordata; Aves; Passeriformes; Fringillidae. Gene Ontology annotation, molecular function: 4-alpha-hydroxytetrahydrobiopterin dehydratase activity. Bases 1 to 660 code for a protein of 219 amino acids. The transcript has 5 exons.